Nelumbo nucifera (sacred lotus) is the source of this 4274-nucleotide messenger RNA. RefSeq lists its product as uncharacterized. The record is from RefSeq and is a predicted model, not a curated record. Lineage: Eukaryota; Viridiplantae; Streptophyta; Magnoliopsida; Proteales; Nelumbonaceae. Gene Ontology annotation, biological process: protein phosphorylation. Gene Ontology annotation, molecular function: protein kinase activity; protein binding; ATP binding.
CAGACUUUCUAGUUCAUAUAUAAUAAUGAACUAUGUAUUUUAUAUUUCUCUCUGUUGUCUCUUGAGGAAAUCAAUGCAUGUACACAUGGUGUCUCUGCUUCCUGCGCGUGACGCGACCUAGUACCUCUACACUCAGUGAGAGAGAGAGAGGUGGUGCUGGUGGACUGGUGGUAGUGGAGCUGGUGUUAUAUAAUUAAUGGGUUUUCCUUAAUUAAUUCUUUCUCUUUCUCUCUCUCUAUCUAUCUCUUAUGGGUUUUGCUUGUUGAAGUAGUAAAGAGAAGAGAGUAGAUUGCCAAAGUAGUAGCAGUAGAGAGUAAGAGGAGUUUUGAGGAAAGGGAAAGGCAGGAGGAGACCCAAUGCAAACGCGUGAAGGAAGGGUUGGGAUUUGAGGCAAUGUCGAUGCCGAGGUCGAGGAGGCAAUCCCACAACAACAACGACAACUUCAACAAGACUACCACCAAUCUCAAUAUUGGCCAUUACUGCUCUCCUUUGGCUACCAUUCUGGUCGUCCUCGCUCUUGUCUUGGUCUUUCAUGUCGGACCAGCCGCUGCUGCUAACCAUGAAGCGCUCGUACUGUUCUCUUGGAUACGUAGCUACCCUUCACCCUCCUCUUCUUCUGUUUUCCAGAACUGGAAUCCAUCAGACCCCAACCCAUGUAACUGGACUCACAUAGCUUGUUCAUCUCAAGGCUUUGUCACCCAGAUUGUUAUUCAGUCUGUUGAGCUCGAACUACCUGUUCCUUCCAAUCUGUCCUCCUUUGUUUACCUUGAAAAGCUUAUCAUCUCUGAUGCUAACCUCACUGGAACCAUCCCGGCUGAGAUUGGAGACUGUGCCAAGCUUUCUGUUAUCGACCUUAGCUUCAAUGGCCUGGUUGGUAGUGUCCCUGCUAGUAUUGGCAAGCUCCAGGAUCUUCAAGACUUGGUCUUGAACUCUAACCAGCUUACUGGGAAGAUCCCCAGUGAGCUAGGCAACUGUGUUAGUCUCAAGAAUCUUAUACUCUUCGAUAAUCGUCUCGGUGGCGAUCUGCCAACAGAACUAGGCAAGCUGGCAAGCCUUGAAAUCCUACGUGCCGGAGGGAACAAGGACAUUGUUGGGGAGAUUCCUGCCACGCUGGGUGACUGCAGAAGCUUGACUGUACUUGGGUUGGCUGAUACUAAGGUCUCCGGCUCCUUACCUGCUUCACUGGGUAGGCUCAGAAAGCUCGAGACGCUUUCUGUCUACACUGCCAUGCUCUCAAGUGAGAUUCCACCGGAGAUAGGUAACUGUUCAGAGCUUGUGAAUCUGUAUUUAUAUGAGAAUGCUCUCUCGGGUAAAAUUCCACCGGAGCUCGGCAAGCUUAGGAAGCUGGAGAAGAUGUUGCUGUGGCAGAACUCCUUUGUUGGGGCUAUUCCAGAGGAGAUUGGAAACUGUAGCAGCUUGCUGAUGAUUGACCUCUCGCUCAAUUCCCUCUCUGGAAGAAUACCUUGGUCUUUCGGACGUCUCUCGGAGCUCCAAGCGCUGAUGCUCAGCGACAACAAUAUCUCUGGUGCGAUACCUUCUGUUCUUUCCAACUGCACAAGCCUGUCACAACUGCAGCUUGACACCAACCAGAUAUCAGGUUUGAUCCCACCGGAGCUUGGGACGUUAUCCCAGCUGACGGUCUUCUUUGCCUGGGAAAAUCAGCUUGAAGGCAGCAUUCCAUCCACUCUGGCUGCUUGCAGUAGCCUACAGUCACUAGAUCUGUCUCGCAAUUCACUUACUGGUAGCAUACCUUCUGGUCUGUUCCAGCUCCGAAACCUCAGUAAACUUUUAUUGAUUUCCAAUGACAUCUCCGGUUCAAUACCGCCAGAGGUCGGUAACUGCAGCUCUCUCAUUCGGCUACGCCUUGGAAACAAUAGGAUGGGCGGAACUAUCCCAAAGGAAAUUGGUGGUCUCAAGAGUCUCAAUUUCCUUGACCUCUCUGACAACCGUCUAACUGGGUUGGUGCCGGAUGAGAUUGGGAAUUGCACAGAACUGCAGAUGGUGAACCUUGGCAAUAACAUGCUUGAAGGUGCUCUGCCUAACUCUCUUUGCUCUCUCAGUGGACUUCAGGUGUUGGAUGUGUCAACGAACAAGUUCAUAGGUCCCAUUCCGGCUGGUUUUGGCCGUCUUACAUCCCUGAACAAGCUGAUCCUCAGCCAGAAUUCCUUCUCAGGAUCAAUACCCACAUCUCUUGGACUCUGUUCAAACCUCCAAUUGCUUGAUCUUAGCAGUAAUAGGCUCUCUGGAGGUAUCCCAUCAGAAUUAUGUCGGAUAGAAGCUCUCGACAUUGCUCUCAAUCUGAGUCACAAUGAUCUUACAGGGUCAAUCCCAGCCCAGAUAUCAGCUCUCAGCAAGUUAUCAAUACUUGACCUCUCACAUAAUAAGCUUGGGGGAGAGCUUACCCUGCUUUCUGGGCUCGAGAACCUGGUCUCUUUGAACAUCUCUUACAACAACUUCACUGGUCUCCUUCCAGAUAACAAGCUAUUUCGACAGUUAUCUGCAACAGAGCUCGCUGGCAACCAAGGUCUCUGCGCUUUUGGGCGGGACUCCUGCUUCUUGAGUAAUGUAGGUGGGAUGGAAGUAGGAAACAACAGUAGUGAUCUUGGGAGGUCAAGGAAACUUAAGUUGGCAAUUGCAUUGCUGAUUGUGAUGACAGUGGCAAUGGUUGUUCUGGUAACACUUGCAGUGAUUCGAGCACGCAGAGAAAUUAGAGAUGAUGAUUCUGAGAUGGGAGGGGACUCAUGGCCCUGGCAAUUCACUCCAUUCCAGAAACUGAAUUUCUCUAUUGAGAAAGUACUGAAAUGUCUUGUUGAUAGCAAUGUGAUUGGGAAAGGGUGCUCGGGGGUGGUUUAUCGUGCAGAAAUGGACAAUGGUGAAGUUAUUGCUGUGAAGAAGCUAUGGCCAACAACAAUGGCUGAUGCUAAUGAUGAUCACAAUGACAGAUGUGGGGUUAGGGGAGUUCGGGAUUCUUUCUCCGCAGAGGUGAAGACUCUUGGUUCUAUCCGUCACAAGAACAUUGUAAGGUUCUUGGGUUGCUGUUGGAAUCGAAAUACAAGACUGCUCAUGUAUGACUAUAUGCCCAAUGGAAGCUUGGGUAGUCUGCUUCACGAGAGGAGUGGUAGCUGCUUGGAGUGGGAUCUGAGAUACCAGAUUAUACUUGGAGCAGCACAAGGCCUAGCUUAUCUACACCAUGAUUGUGUCCCUCCCAUUGUUCACAGAGACAUCAAGGCCAACAACAUCCUCAUUGGUCUGGAAUUUGAACCAUAUAUUGCUGAUUUUGGCCUGGCCAAGCUCGUCGAUGAUGGCGAUUUUGCCCGGUCGUCGAACACUGUUGCCGGCUCCUAUGGAUACAUUGCUCCUGAGUAUGGAUACAUGAUGAAGAUCACAGAAAAGAGUGAUGUUUACAGCUAUGGAGUUGUUGUAUUGGAAGUAUUGACAGGGAAGCAACCAAUUGACCCAACUAUACCAGAUGGGCUUCAUGUGGUGGACUGGGUGAGGCAGAGGAGAGGAGGAAUUGAAGUUCUUGAUCCUGCCUUACUUACUCGGCCUGAAUCGGAGGUGGAGGAAAUGAUGCAGGCACUGGGAGUAGCAUUACUGUGUGUCAAUCCUUCUCCUGAUGAGAGGCCGACCAUGAAGGAUGUGGCAGCCAUGCUCAAGGAGAUCAGGCAUGAGAGAGAGGAGUAUGCCAAGGUGGAUGUACUCCUCAAGGGAUCACCAGCAAAUGAUUUCCGAAACAACAACGGUACAGUCUCAUCAUCGUCGAUGAGGAUGCAUGGCUCAUUGUCGCAGAGCAACAACACCAGCUUCUCUGCUUCCUCACUCCUGUAUUCAUCUUCUCCUAGUGCCAAAACGGCUUUCAAACACUGAAGCUGCUGCCCAACAACAGAGAGUCGCUAGUUUGACCUCUCAUCAGUUGUUCCGUUUCAGAACUUUUGUCUUUUUGAUGUAAUUAAAGAAGAAAAGGUCCAUAUUCGUUGAUGACAAGUAGAACAACAAAUAGAGCCAACCAUUGUUGCAGGUUGGCUUUUGGAAUUUCUGAAAGUUUGUUGAUAUUCCUGGUCUGUAUCCACUGUAACUAUUUUAAGUAUGUAGUCUAUAAUAAUCACAAGUACAGGUCCCAAGCAUACCCAUAUUGUUUUCCUGUGUGAAGUCAAUAUAAUCUAUCAGAUUGAAGGUCGGCCUGGUUUGCUUGCAUUGCAAUUUCAUUUUGCACUGGUUCAAAAGUAUCCAGUGUAAAUUAUUUGAAUGAAAUUCUGAUUUUAUUUUUUGUUUCA